This is a messenger RNA of Pundamilia nyererei, 3882 nucleotides long. RefSeq names its product TNF receptor-associated factor 2. The record is from RefSeq and is a predicted model, not a curated record. The transcript has 6 exons. Gene Ontology annotation, molecular function: ubiquitin-protein transferase activity; tumor necrosis factor receptor binding; metal ion binding. Gene Ontology annotation, biological process: tumor necrosis factor-mediated signaling pathway; positive regulation of canonical NF-kappaB signal transduction. The coding region runs from base 298 to 1209 and encodes 303 amino acids. Gene Ontology annotation, cellular component: plasma membrane signaling receptor complex; cytosol; cytoplasmic side of plasma membrane. NCBI's taxonomy places the organism in Eukaryota, Metazoa, Chordata, Actinopteri, Cichliformes, Cichlidae.
ACACAGAUGCUCUUCUUUUGGACUUGCGGCACCUAGCGGCAGACGUAGCAACUUACAGUAAAGCGCAGCAUCCUCAGCUGUCACUUUUAUCACAUGAAAACGCCUGGACGUGUUUGUCAAUGCAGAUGAGGAGUUAGAUGUCGUCAUUUGUUCAUAAACAAAGCAGGUAUACACGCUUUAAUAAAUUGCUAAAGAGCAAUGAGUCGUUGCUUGCGGGUAUUUUUACAGUCAUAUUCAGCUGUGUUUGCUAUCUUGAACACACCCCGCUGAGUACCCCGAUAUUGUUCAAGGGGAAUAAUGGCUGCACAGGAGCCGUCUCCACCAUCUUCCCUGGAAGGUAACAAACCGGGCUUCCCAAAGAAAAUUUUGGCUAACAACCUGGAGGAUAAGCAUUUGUGCAACUCGUGUCAGAAAAUCCUGAGAAGGCCCCUGCAAGCCCAAUGCGGUCACCGCUUUUGUUCGUUCUGUUUCAACAAAAUUGUGAGUUGUGGACCACAGAAAUGCAGUGCAUGCAUCAAAGAAGACCUGUUUGAGGAACCCACCUCGAUCCUUAAGCAAGGUGGUGCUUUCCCUGACAAUGCAGCCCGCAGAGAAGUGGAGGCCUUGGCAGCUGUCUGUCCCAAUGAAGGAUGCAUAUGGACUGGAACUGUCAAAGAAUUUGAGGUUCGUCAGCUGGAGAGAACGGUGAGCCUGAGGGACCUGUCCAUCGUGGAGAUGGAGGGAAAAAUGAGAGAAAUGUCCGCAGCCACUUAUGACGGCAUAUUUGUCUGGAAGAUCUCUGAUUUCACCAAGAAGAGGCAGGAUGCUGUGGCUGGCCGGGCCCCUGCUAUGUUCUCUCCUGCCUUUUAUACCAGUAAAUAUGGCUACAAGAUGUGCUUGCGGAUCUACCUGAAUGGUGAUGGGACGGGGCGAGGCACCCACCUGUCUUUGUUCUUUGUGGUGAUGAGAGGACACAGUGAUGCACUCCUCAAGUGGCCUUUUAAUCAAAAGGUCACCCUUAUGCUGCUCGACCAGAACAACAGGGAGCACAUAAUUGAUGCCUUCAGGCCUGACAUUUCAUCCUCAUCCUUCCAGAGGCCUGUCAGCGACAUGAACAUCGCCAGUGGUUGUCCGCUCUUCUGUCCGCUCUCAAAGCUGGACUCUAAAAACUCCUAUAUACGUGAUGACACCAUUUUCAUCAAAGCCAUUGUAGACCUAACAGGCCUUUAGGUAAAAGUUGAGGGCAUGAAUCCGACUCUGCCUUUUGUUGCUACUAACCUGUUUAAGUCAACAGGAUUUUGUAUCACGAGAAAUUAGGAUUUGCCUUUUGACAUUUAUUUGGUUUUUUUGAAUUUGGUAUGAUUUUAUUGGUGGCAAUAUGCAAGACCAGAGCAAGUUCUUUUGGGCCACUUGCCACUGGCCAAAAACUUGUGUAGCCAUUCUUAUCUUACCAAUUGAACUGAGUUUGUGUUUGACAAAAAUUGCAAAUACCUACCAAAGUGAAAAUAACAUCCAUACUGGUAUUUGGCUGAUAAUGUGUUAUUUUCCCUCCCCCAAGAAGUCCCUCAGGCCAGUGUUUUGAAACAACUGUGCUAUCCUAAUGACAAAAUAAUAGAGAAUAGCUAGCAUGCUUAUUAUAAGUCCAUCAAAUGAAGUGUACGUUUUUUUAAGGAGUUUUUUUUUACAAACUCCUUAAAAAUCUAAUAUUAUUGGCAACCCUUAAAAGAUUUAACAACAGGAGAUUCGUUUAGCUGAUAAUGUUUUAUUUAAGUUUCCAGACAUGUGUCUGACAACUUGGUGAUGUGGUAAAAAUAAUUUUUAUCUCCUUAGUACUGUUUUUGUCUCCACCAACUCUUAAAAAGGUUUUUGUGGCUUGUUAGCUAGCUAGCUAGCUAAACUAGCUACCAACUAUCUUGUUAGCUUAAUUUGUUUUCAGACAGUAGGUUUGGCAGUGAAAACAACUGCCUGCUGUUGGGAACAGGCUGAAUCAGAGUGGUGUGACUGAAUUAAAACUGUGUAAUAGAGCUGUUUUAUAUGACAUGUAGUUUUGUGGCCAAUCAUUAAUAUAGAAAUUCUGGUAGAGCAGCUAUAAAAAGAAAAAAACAAACCAACUGUCCACUAUAGUGCUCAUGUUGAAGCUAAUGCUAAUUUGUUAGCUUAUUUUAAGCAUUUAGCUUAAAUUUGCAACACCAAAACCUGUCCUAAAUGACUGAAAAUAUUGAACCUUAGACCAGUGACAACGUAGCUUUGUAUUUUGAACGACUUACAGACAUUGCAAGGUCUAGGCUCUUUAUUGAGUUUAUUGCCUAGCAUUUGGUAAGCUGUUUUUGUUUUUUUUUCUUUACAGUCAAGUUUGUCACACUGUUAAAGGAACUGUAACAGUGUGACACCCAUGUAGCCUACAGAAUAUUGCGCAGCUGUGCACACAGUUUGUAGUGCAGUAGAAUUUCAAACUGGUUUGCUUUUUUUUUUUUUUCCCCAUUCUGUGCCUCCAACUCAGACUCCUGUGUUCAUUGAUAAUCAUUUGUGGUGGUGGGCAUUGCUUGAAUUCCAUGAAUUCUGAAUGCAGUAUUUCACUCGAACGUUCGGUCUGUGAGUGUCUGUGUUCAUGUGUACACUGUUCCAUUUCUAUUGUUAUUUGCAGGGUUAGUUAAUGUUGGAUCUGUGGAAGAUACAGUAGCUUGCAGCAGUGUGCUGUUUGCCCAUGAAACAGUAACAGAGAUGGUAGUUGAGCUGAUUUGCCCAAAUGGAAAUGCAACAUAUUUUAUUAAAAAUAAACAUAUAUUUGCAUACAGGUUCUAAAAAAGUCUAUAAGUAUCUUUUGAUAGUAAUCUCUGGCUUUUUCAAAAAAGUAUUUGUUCUAGCUAAUCCAGUUGAUGUCGAUUGCUUGGUUUGUAACGUUGUUCAGUUGGUUAGUACAUGUUAGAAUAGCAUCCACAGCCAAUGGGACGUUUUUUUUUCUAGCUGAAUAUUACAUUGUAAAGAAAUGAUUAAUGUUUUUCACUUCCCCUGUCAGUGGUUUUAAUAUUGUGACAGUUCGUCCAUGUGAUACUUGGGACAGUUUACUUGUUAAACUCUCAAAAGCUCCUGAGAUGGGAUGAGACAAAUCACUGAAACUGGUGACACUGAAAGGAAAUGUGCCCCCUACUAGCUAGUGGGUAACAUGAUUUUCUCUAUGAACAGUACCUUUAACAGUACAGAAAGUACAUCAAGUGUGAUCACAGAAACACAAAGUCAGAACAAAACUACACUGAAACAUGAAUACAGUGAUGCAAAGUGAGAAAAUAACUACUAUGAUACAGACUAAUAAAAUAAGUACAAAGUGAUUCAAAACCACAAGCUGGGGAAAAUGACCAUAAGUAGCUAAAUCAAGAGAAUGUCACCAAAGAGAUUUAAAAAUGAUUUAAAGCAACAACUACAGAAAGAUGCAAAUCUAUUUUGAAGAGAGUACAUAACUGCAAAGAUCAAACAACAAAGACUAAAGGAUUACAAAGAUAUGCAGAGAAAAUGAUGCAGAAUAAACAGAUUCAGGGAGAUGGAUUACUAUUCCAAAACAAGACCUACAAAGAAAAAUCCUGAAGACCAAUGGCUACAAAAUGAUAUCACCUAUCAUCAACAUAAUUUCAAGAGAGAUAUAUUUGCAGGAAGAUUUAAAACGAUCUAAAAGAAGGAAAAUGACUACGCAGAAUAACUAAAAACAGACCUAAUAAUUACAAAGAGAGACAAAGAUAUGCAGAACAACUUCAAAGAGCCAUCUCUUCAGCGAGAUGCAAAGCAAUUUUAAAGAUAAAAAAUGUCCACAAAAAGAAAAUAACUGUCCCCACAAGAAGCCCCAGAACAAACAGAUAUGUUGAAUGAAUAAAAUGAGAUUCAGAUGACUUCAAAGACACAGAGAGAUGCAAA